This is a messenger RNA of Trichoderma citrinoviride, 1666 nucleotides long. RefSeq names its product v-SNARE protein. The record is from RefSeq and is a predicted model, not a curated record. The transcript is spliced from 5 exons. The coding region runs from base 214 to 1302 and encodes 362 amino acids. Gene Ontology annotation, biological process: intracellular protein transport; Golgi to vacuole transport; vesicle fusion. NCBI's taxonomy places the organism in Eukaryota, Fungi, Ascomycota, Sordariomycetes, Hypocreales, Hypocreaceae. Gene Ontology annotation, cellular component: SNARE complex; endomembrane system. Gene Ontology annotation, molecular function: SNARE binding; phosphatidylinositol binding; SNAP receptor activity.
CUUCCAUCUUUCAAGCCGUAAUGCGCACGUCCAUCGGUCAGCCUCCUUGCUUCCAACUGACACCUGCAUCGUCAUCGAGGUUCAGGACGAAAGAGACAUCGACGCCACCGGAAGCCUCAGAGGUGCCUGACGCUUUGAUUUUGGGAAAAGAAAUAUAGAUAUACCUUGUGUGUCGAUUCUCGGAAGAAACAUCGCCCUCGACUUCGCACCGCCAUGGCGCCACCGCCCGAGAUCGCGAUACCCUCGACGAGCGUCUCCGACGAAGGCUCGUCGAAGCCAUACACCCUCUACAACAUCAGCCUCCGCUUGCCGCUGCGCUCCUUCAUCGUCCAGAAGCGAUACUCCGAGUUCGACGCCCUGCACAACGCCUUGGUCGCCCAGGUAGGCGCUCCGCCGCCGCUGCCGCUGCCGGGCAAGCACUGGCUCCGGUCGACCAUCAACUCGCCGGACCUGACGCGCGAGCGGCAGCUGGGCCUCGAGAAGUACCUCCGCGCGAUCGCGGAGUCGCCGGACCGCCGGUGGCGCGACACGUCGGCGUGGAGGACCUUUCUGAACCUCCCGAGCUCGAGCACGAGCAACUCUACGGUGUCGGCGGCAGGUAUGGUUGGCACAGCGUCCGGCGUGACGGACCCGGGAGCGUGGCUCGAUGUUCACAGGGAAGUCAAACAGUGUUUGCAUGAAGCGCGACAAUGCCUUUCGAGACGAGACGGCGCCGCCGACAGCGGCAACUUCGGGGCGGCGGCCGAGGCCGCGGCCGCGGCCAAGAGGGUCCUGGUCAAGGCCUCCGGGCUGGUCAACAGCCUCUCCGACGGCCUGCGCAAGAUGCAGGAGGCCGGCAGGCUCGGCGAGGGCGAGAUACGGCGCAGGCGGGACCUCGUCUCGGCGGCCAGGAUGGAGCGGGACGGCCUCGACAAGCUCGCCAGCAGCAUGCCCGGGUCGGCGGCGGCCACCAGCCGAGGGGGCACGGGGCAGGUACAGGCCUCUUCUUCCAACAGAUCGAACCUACUGGGCUCACACAAGCCUACAACAUCGGGACGAGUACUGGGCGCCCCGUUGCCCGAGACGGAUCGGACGAGAGAACUCGACAACCAGGGCGUGCUGCUAUUGCAGAAACAGGAGAUGCAGUCCCAAGACCAGGCAAUCGACCAGCUGGCCGCCAUCAUACGGCGCCAGAAGGAGCUGGGCAUCCAGAUCAACGAAGAGGUGGAGCGGCAGACGGAGCUCCUCGACUCCCUCGACGAGGACGUCGACCGGGUCGAAGGCAAAGUCCGGGUCGCCAACCGGCGGAUUAAGAAGAUGUGACUCAUGACUGCUGUCGUGGCGCCGCUCAAGGCAAUGCUGCUGGCGAUGAGGGUCUUGGCUUACUGGCUUUGGGUUUUGCAGACGGUUGUGGACGGAUUGGUCUGGGCAUGGGAGUUUGUGAUUGUGAUUCUUGUUUCGUAAAAACAGUUGUUCUGGGCAUACACUUUAUUUUGCUUUUUAAUUCCGGGACAGAUGGGCGAUGUUGGUUGAGCGAGCAAGCGGAAACGUUGGGAAAGAGGAUUCACCAUUAUGCAUCAUGUAUUUCAUUUGCUCUUUUUGGGUUUUGAGGCGCAACACACGUUUUUGGGACUGGGAUAAGAGGUCAGGACGUUCAAUCGCUAUGAUAUCAGCUGUAACGAUACAU